Rhipicephalus sanguineus (brown dog tick) is the source of this 1472-nucleotide messenger RNA. Its product is annotated as putative nuclease HARBI1. The record is from RefSeq and is a predicted model, not a curated record. Bases 1 to 1089 code for a protein of 362 amino acids. Lineage: Eukaryota; Metazoa; Arthropoda; Arachnida; Ixodida; Ixodidae. The transcript has 5 exons.
AUGGCGCUCGCCUCGGGUGUUGUCGCAGCGUUGGCGAUUCUCGACGAAGAGGAAGAGGUGUUGGAGGUGCGGAAUGCUUUUGAAGAGUUGAGCGAGUGUGAAUUCCGGCGUCGUUUUCGUUUCUCGAAACGAACGCGAGCUGUCGGCAGUGAGGAGUUCAUCGGCCUGUCGCAGCCGUCCGUCAGCGACACGAUCCACGAGGUGGCACACGCCAUCGCUGUCGUUGGCGGACAAAAACGGUGGGUGGCGUUUCCCGAAACAUCACAAGCGAAGGAGCGAACAAAGGCGUCGUUCGCGCGGCUCGGGCGGAUUCCCGGUGUGCUGGGGCGCGUCGACGGCACGCUCAUCGCCAUCCAGAAGCCCCACGGCCUGAGCCCCGGCGACACGGCGAAUUACAUGUCACGGAAGGGCUUCUACGCCUUGAACACCAUGAUCACCUGUGAUGCCGACCUCUGGAUUCUGGAUAUCAAUCCAUGUUUCCCGGGGUCGUGCCAUGACUCGUGGGUGUGGCGGAGGAGCUCUCUUCGGCGGCACGUGGGAGCUGAACUGCGGCUUGGCGAAUGCUUGCUUGGAGACUCUGGCUAUCCUUUGGAACCGUGGCUCAUGACGCCAGUGCUCGGACGUCCAGCUAGUGGCACCCCUGAGAGCGAGUACAACAAGGCCCACACCACCAUGCACAAUGUUGUGGAGAGGUGCAUCGGGGUCCUAAAGAGUAGGUUCCGCUGCUUGCAGCGUUACCGGACUCUGCUCUACAACCUCGACAAAGCAGCCACCAUCAUUGCUUCUUGCGCAGCUCUUCACAACAUUGCGAUGGCGGCACGUGAGCCUGUUCCUGAAGGGGACGAUGACGACACCGACGACGAUGACGACUCUGAGGUGCCACCAGCAGCUGAUGAGCCACCGCCGCCACAAGAACAAGGUCCAGCACGACGGCUGUUGCAUCUCAAGGGCCAGCAGCAGCGCAGCCGCGUGGUCAACCUGUUCCGUGGACCGCGGACCCCACAUGCUGCGCACCUGCGUAGGGUACGCAGCCGCCUGCAACGACCUCGGCAGCGUUGCGUGGUGGCUGCCGUUGGAGCGCCGCAGUGAGGGUCCGGACGAGGGCACCGAUGCCCUGCAGCUCGCCCACGACGUCAUCAAGACUCCGGGCCUGACGUUCAGCGGCUGCUCGAUGACGCCUGGCCUCGUCAGCGAGCUGCUGCAGUGCCUCGCCCUGCCGCCUGGUGUUGUCAGCGAGCAGCUCCAGCGCCGCGGCCUGCCGAUCGCCAACAUCGCGCAGCUGUACCAGGAGCUGGAAACCAAGAAAUGUGUUGCCAUUAUCAUCCAUGCAUUUCUCGCUAUGGACUCUUCGCAGGAAGCUUCUGUUCGUGAAGAGUCUCAGUGUGCACAACAAUUUCCUCUUUGUUGAAAAUCCACUGGCCCAACGGCAUCCAUGAAUGGUGCCGGUUCACCGCACAACCAAUGCACUUCGU